This is a messenger RNA of Neodiprion fabricii, 784 nucleotides long. Its product is annotated as histone H3. Gene Ontology annotation, molecular function: structural constituent of chromatin; DNA binding; protein heterodimerization activity. NCBI's taxonomy places the organism in Eukaryota, Metazoa, Arthropoda, Insecta, Hymenoptera, Diprionidae. Bases 91 to 501 code for a protein of 136 amino acids. Gene Ontology annotation, cellular component: nucleosome. The record is from RefSeq and is a predicted model, not a curated record. The transcript has a single exon.
ACAGACGCCAGAUAUUUCGUAACGCAGUCAUUCGUUGGAAACGCUCUGAUCCAAUUUACGAAACUCUUCAUCCGACUCGUUGAACCCGACAUGGCACGUACGAAGCAGACUGCUCGCAAAUCCACCGGCGGUAAGGCGCCCAGGAAGCAGCUGGCGACGAAGGCAGCUCGCAAGAGUGCACCAGCAACUGGAGGAGUGAAGAAGCCGCAUCGUUACCGCCCGGGAACCGUUGCCCUUCGUGAAAUUCGUCGUUACCAGAAGAGCACCGAACUCCUUAUCCGCAAGCUGCCCUUCCAGCGUUUGGUGCGUGAGAUUGCGCAGGACUUCAAAACCGAUCUUCGAUUCCAGAGUUCUGCUGUCAUGGCUCUCCAGGAAGCUAGCGAGGCUUACCUGGUCGGUCUGUUCGAGGAUACGAACCUGUGCGCCAUCCACGCCAAACGAGUCACGAUCAUGCCCAAAGACAUUCAGCUGGCUCGUCGUAUUCGAGGCGAACGUGCAUAAUUUGCAACGAUUACUUUGCGACAACCACAACCGGCUCUUUUCAGGGCCACCAUUUACCCUAUUCGCAAGGCAUCGAAUUACACUGUCGAGCUGUUGAACUUCAAAUACUUUGCAACGUCAUUGGUAAAGAUAGUGAAACCAGGUUAUUCAUCUCUCGGAACCUUGAUACGAGUUUUUCAAUAACAGUCAAUCUAUAUUCGUUGUUGGAUUACAAAAUACUAGCGAAGAAUACAACUUUGUACCUGAACACUGGUUCAAUGAAAUACGUACUGUGUUAUCAAUC